This is a messenger RNA of Zingiber officinale, 745 nucleotides long. Its product is annotated as peroxidase 19-like. The transcript is spliced from 2 exons. Gene Ontology annotation, molecular function: heme binding; peroxidase activity. NCBI's taxonomy places the organism in Eukaryota, Viridiplantae, Streptophyta, Magnoliopsida, Zingiberales, Zingiberaceae. Gene Ontology annotation, biological process: response to oxidative stress. The record is from RefSeq and is a predicted model, not a curated record. Bases 280 to 720 code for a protein of 146 amino acids.
CACGGGUGCCUUCUCUUCUCCUCGCCUCUUCCUUUCUUUUUAGUAAUCGACUAUCCCACGCUGCAGCGCUAGCUGCGUUGCAAUUUUAAUUUUGUUUCUUCCGCCGACCGUUGCUUGGGCUGUGUCAUGGAAGGAAGCCGAAGGAGAUUGGGGUGAGACGGAAGAAGAAGCCAUUUUUACUUGUUUUUAGUCCUGUCGUGUCGUGCCUCGUCGCUUGCAGUACUUGUGGAUUCGCCGAAGGAAGUGAGGCCGGGAGUAACGUCGUCGUCGGCGUUCGUAAUGCUGCGAAGGGAAGGGCAAGAGGAGGGCGGCGCCGAUCCGCCACCAGCCCUCGCUCGACUUCUACGCCCGCAGGUCGAACGGAUCGUCGCCUCCGUCACCGCACAGAGCUUCUGCGAACGCCCAGCCACCGGCGCCGCCGUUAUCCGCCUCUUCUUUCAUGACUGCUUCGUCGAAGGGUGCGACGCGUCGGUGCUGAUCGCGCCGAGCGCCGGCGGCGGGAGAGAGGGAGCGGCCCCAGCGGUGGAGAGGGACGUGGAUGAGAACAGGAGCCUGCAGGAGGAGGCGUUCGAGACGAUCGAGAUGGCGAAGGAGGCGGUGGAGAGGCAGUGCCCCGGCGUGGUCACGUGCGCUGACAUCCUCGCCGUCGCCCCCAGGGACUUCGUUCACUUGGUAUAUUUUCUACUUCUGCUAUUUUUAAAGCCUUUUUUUUUUGUCUGAUAAUUGUUGUUGUCUCUCUCUCAGG